UCCACAGGUUCUGGCUACCCUGGGAAGAGAGAAGAAAUGAAGGAAGACAGAGGAAGAAUCCAGGACCUAGAUACGAUUUCUGUGAAUACCCUCACUGGUAGUGACCGGAGUUUCUAACUAAAAAUUUAAGGCAGAUCCAGAGGAGACAAAGGCAGAGUAUCCCGGUGCUGGCCACUUCCCACAACAGAAGAAAAUGCUCAAUGCCCAGGAAUCACUGACGCUGGAGGAUGUUACUGUGGAGUUCACCUGGGAGGAGUGGCAGCUCCUGGACCCUUGUCAGAAGGACUUGUACCGGGAUGUGAUGUUGGAGAUCUACAGCAACCUGGUAUCAAUGGGUUUUCAAGUCAGCAAACCAGAUGCACUCUCCAAGUUGGAACGAGGCGAAGAACCAUGGACACUAGAAGAUGAAAGGCACAGUCGAAUCUGUCCAGAAAAUAACAAAGUUGGUCAACAUCUUCAGGAUCACUUGGAAAAUCAAAGGAUGCUGAAGAGUGUGGAACACCACCAUAAACAUAAUGCAUUUGGAAAUACUGCCUCUCAAACCAAAAGCCAUUGUCUUUUCAGGGAAAAUCAUGAUACAUUUGAGUUCUAUAUAAAAACUUUGAAAUCAAAUUUAAGUUUAGUCAAUCAGAACAAAAGCUGUGAAAUUAAGAACUCUAAUAAAUUUAAUGGAGAUGGGAAAUCAUUUCUUCAUGGUAAGUAUGAAGAACUUCAUUCUGCAGCUAAAUUCUCUGUAAGUACAAAAUCCAGUAGCACCAAAUCCCAAGUCAGUAAGCAUCAAAGAACUCAAGAAAUAGAGAAAACCCACAUAUGCAGUGAAUGUGGGAAAGCGUUUGUCAAGAAGUCUCAGCUCACUGAUCAUGAGAGAGUUCAUACUGGAGAAAAACCUUACGGAUGUACUUUGUGUGCAAAAGUGUUCUCCAGAAAGUCCAGGCUAAAUGAACAUCAAAGAAUUCAUAAAAGAGAGAAAUCUUUUAUAUGCAGUGAAUGUGGAAAAGUCUUCACCAUGAAGAGUCGUCUGAUUGAACAUCAGCGAACCCAUACUGGAGAGAAACCCUAUGUAUGCAAUGAAUGUGGAAAAGGCUUCCCAGGCAAGCGUAAUCUCAUUGUACAUCAGCGAAAUCAUACUGGAGAGAAAUCCUAUGUAUGUAGUGAAUGUGGAAAAGGCUUCACUGGGAAGAGCAUGCUUAUCAUACAUCAACGAACUCAUACAGGAGAGAAACCCUACAUUUGUAGUGAAUGUGGGAAAGGCUUUACCACAAAGCACUAUGUCAUCAUACAUCAGCGAAAUCAUACAGGAGAGAAACCGUAUAUAUGCAAUGAAUGUGGGAAGGGCUUCACCAUGAAGAGCCGUAUGAUUGAGCAUCAACGAACUCAUACAGGAGAGAAACCCUAUGUAUGCAACGAAUGUGGAAAAGCCUUUCCCAGGAAGAGUAAUCUCAUUGUACAUCAGAGAAAUCAUACAGUAGAGAAAUCAUAUCUAUGUAGUGAAUGUGGAAAAGGUUUUACUGUGAAAAGCAUGCUCAUAAUACAUCAGCGAACUCAUACUGGAGAGAAGCCCUACAUAUGCAGUGAAUGUGGGAAAGGCUUCCCCUUGAAGAGUCGGCUGAUUGUACAUCAGCGAACUCAUACUGGAGAGAAACCUUACAGGUGCAGUGAAUGUGGGAAAGGUUUCAUUGUGAAUAGUGGACUGAUGUUACAUCAGCGAACUCAUACUGGAGAGAAACCCUACAUAUGCAGUGAAUGUGGAAAAGGUUUUGCCUUUAAGAGCAAUCUUGUUGUACACCAGCGAACUCAUACUGGAGAGAAACCCUUUUUGUGCAGUGAAUGUGGAAAAGGCUUCACCAUGAAACGCUAUCUCAUUGUACAUCAGCAAAUUCAUGCAGGAGAGAAGUCUUGUAUAUGUAGUGAAUGUGGAAAAGGCUUUGCCAUGGAAACUGAGCUUGCUUUACAUAAGCAAGUUCAUACUGGAGAAAAACCUUAUGGAUGCAAUGAAUGUGGUAAAGGCUUUACUGUGAAGAGCCGUCUAAUUGUUCAUCAACGAACUCAUACAGGAGAGAAACCUUUUGUAUGCAGUGAAUGUAGAAAAGCCUUCUCCUCAAAGAGAAAUCUCAUUGUACAUCAGCGAACUCAUAAUGGAAACAAACCCUAACAAUGCAAUGGACAUGGUCAUGCCUUUGGGAAGCUAAUAUGUCUUGUACAACAUCAGAGAUUUCACAGUAUAGAUUUUCUUUAUGUGUACCACGUAUAAAAAAUCAUAUUUAAAAAUCCAGUGUUAUCUACUAGGAUGAAUGCUAUCAAUGUCAGAAAGCCUUCAACAUGAAUUCAGGCUCUGAAUUCUUUGAUGUACCAGUGUAUAUAAAAUAACUCAUCUGAGAGAGAUUCUGUGGAGACUUUCAUUUGUCAAUCUUCAUUAAAAUUAUAAAAACGUGCACAAGAGAAAUGUAUAAGGUAAAUAGUCCUUUUGCAGAGAACUGAACUGAUUACAUACAAGCAAACUCAUGCAGAGGGAAAACCAUGUUAGUAAUGUGAACGGAUUAAACAUCAGUGUGUUCCUAGCAUACAGUAUAUGUAGGCAGUGUAGAGCAGCCUGUUGCCAGAUUUUCUCCCUUGGAAGAUUAUGCAAUUUGCAGGAGUGAAUUUUCAUGACACAGAGAGUGCACUAGUGCCUUAAGUGAUUAAUUACCUCAUAUUGUAUGUCACAAUAAACGUAGGAAAUAAACUUGACAUAUCCAAUGCA
Saimiri boliviensis boliviensis (Bolivian squirrel monkey) is the source of this 2740-nucleotide messenger RNA. It is a transcript of the gene ZNF432, whose product is annotated as zinc finger protein 432. Lineage: Eukaryota; Metazoa; Chordata; Mammalia; Primates; Cebidae. Gene Ontology annotation, biological process: regulation of transcription by RNA polymerase II. Gene Ontology annotation, cellular component: nucleus. Gene Ontology annotation, molecular function: DNA-binding transcription factor activity, RNA polymerase II-specific; RNA polymerase II cis-regulatory region sequence-specific DNA binding. The record is from RefSeq and is a predicted model, not a curated record.